This is a messenger RNA of Neolamprologus brichardi, 1321 nucleotides long. NCBI's taxonomy places the organism in Eukaryota, Metazoa, Chordata, Actinopteri, Cichliformes, Cichlidae. The record is from RefSeq and is a predicted model, not a curated record.
AGCCAUCGCAACAGCGCUGGAUAUUGGUCUUUCCAAUUGGAGCUUCCUCUUCAUCACCAUUAGCCUGUAUACCAUGACCAAGUCCUCAGCAGUGCUUUUUAUCCUGUUUUUCUCUCUGGUCUUUAAACUGGAGGAGCCGAACCCGUUUCUGAUCCUGGUGGUCCUGUUGAUCUCCUGCGGUCUCUUUAUGUUUACCUUUGAGUCAACCCAGUUUAACCUGGAAGGCUUUAUUCUGGUGCUCCUAGCAUCCUUCAUAGGGGGGAUUCGAUGGACCCUCACUCAGGUCCUCACGCAGAAAGCAGAGCUGGGGCUGAGCCUCAGCACCUCAGAGAAGUUAUUCCGGGUGACGGAGCUCUCGCCUCUCCUGUAUUCCCUCUUCACGUUAAGCAUUGGCGGCUCGCUGGCCUUUGGUUUGGGCUUCUCUGAGUUCCUGCUGGUCUCCCGAACCUCCAGCCUCACCUUAUCCAUAUCAGGGAUCUUUAAGGAAGUAUGCACUCUGCUUUUAGCCGCUUUUCUGAUGGGAGACAAAAUGAGUAUGCUCAACUGGCUGGGAUUCGCUGUGUGUCUGUGUGGUAUUUCACUACACGUGGGACUCAAGACAUAUUAUUCUAAAAAUAAGGGUCCUUCUUUAAGGCAGCUCAAGAGUAAGAGCCCAGAACUCGAGCUGCCGUUACUGCAGCGAAAUGGGGAUGAGAGUAAGGACUCGGCUACUGAUGAAUGUGAUGAUGAAGAAGAAGAGAUCACUCUACACUGAAAGGACUUGGACACAGUCUCCAUGCUGCACAUUCCUUCCCUAAUCUUUUGUUAGAUGGUUUGAACAGUGAUGUCAGAGAAGUGUUUCCAGGUGUGGGACUUUUGGGGCUUGGGUUUUUUUUUCCCCAAUCCCAAACUCAGAGAUAAUCAGAUUCAUUUUGCAUUGCCUGAAUCAGCUGUUUAAUGCAUGAUGGCUUCUGUAUGUCAGAUAUUUCAAUAAUCAUAAAGUACUAAACAUUACAAAGACACAAGUCAGCUUUUACAGAGCUCAGAUUGAUGUCAGGACUUUUGCCUAAAAUUCUAACUUUGCUAAUGGAGUUAAAAUAUUCAUUGAUUGCAUAUUUUAAUUUGUAGAGUUGAAGAGUGUUUAUUGAAUUGGACAAUAAUUGUCUACAGCCUUUUUGAGUCAUAAUUUGAGAUGUCAUGAAUCGUGAAACUGACCUUUAAUGUGCCUUAUAAGCAGAUGGAAGGAACAAUUUUAAUAACUGAUGAUGACUUUGUUAGAGUUUAAAGCCAUUUCUAAAUGUUUAUUGUUUUUUUUUUUUUUGUCAUGAUUUUCUUUAAAUGC